AUGGCUUCUGGGUCCCCGUCCUCCUCUGCGGACACCGCGACAGGCUCCGGGACGGACCCAGCGCGGCCCGACACCGGGGAGCCGCUUGGUGGAGGGGGCUCAGACUCGGACUCAGACCUCGGGCUGGACAAGUUUGACUGCGGCCUGGCGGGGGUGGGAGACCGGCUGGAGGGGGAAGAGCUGGAGCGAGAGUUUGAAUCAGCGGCGGAUCGUGUCAAGGACCUGGUCCAGACCGCAAGCAGAGACCAGCUGCUCUACCUGUAUGCGCGCUAUAAGCAGGUUAAAGUCGGAAAAUGCAAUACAUCAAAACCGGGCUUCUUUGAUUUUGAAGGACAAAGAAAAUGGCAAGCGUGGAAACAGCUUGGGGAUAUGGAUGCUGAGCAGUCAAUGCAGGAGUACAUUUCCCUUGUGAAUGUAUUGGACCCAGAGGGCAUCACAAAGGAAAGAAAAGGAGGAGAAAAGAGAACCGGCUUUGGAGGAGCAGCAGUCAGCUCAUUAUACCAGGAAGAGACCAUAAGAGAGGAAGAUAAGAACAUCUUCGACUACUGCAGGGAAAAUAAUAUUGACCGAAUCAGCGAGGCUCUGAGCUCACAGAACGUGGACGUCAAUACAAAAGAUGAAGAGGGCCGAGCGCUCCUACACUGGGCCUGUGACAGAGGACACAAGGAGCUGGUGUCACUAUUACUGGAACACAAAGCAGACAUCAACAGUCAGGAUAAUGAAGGGCAGACAGCAUUACAUUACGUCCUCCCAGAGGAAAUCAGCACUCCCCUGACCCUCUCAUGCCCCAUCAGACGUCCCAAAGGGGCGUUCCUCCACCACAGGGCCACACUGCUGGCAAGUGAUUAA
Knipowitschia caucasica is the source of this 849-nucleotide messenger RNA. Lineage: Eukaryota; Metazoa; Chordata; Actinopteri; Gobiiformes; Gobiidae. The record is from the annotation of a GenBank genome assembly.